Dacryopinax primogenitus is the source of this 1305-nucleotide messenger RNA. RefSeq lists its product as uncharacterized. Lineage: Eukaryota; Fungi; Basidiomycota; Dacrymycetes; Dacrymycetales; Dacrymycetaceae. The transcript is spliced from 2 exons. The record is from RefSeq and is a predicted model, not a curated record. The coding region runs from base 1 to 1215 and encodes 404 amino acids.
AUGAUCUUGCUCAAGUCACGACAGCGGGUCUUCAUCGCCUGUUUGGUGUUUGGUGUUGUUUGCUUGCUCUGCCGAUUAACAAUAUGGGACGACGCAUCUGGUUCCAUUCCCGGACGAUGGACUCCAAUAUUUCGUUCACUCACCUUUCGUGAAAGAGUGGCAUCCAUCCGGGCCGCCGAUCGGUACAAGCACUCCAAGUCACUGGGCGUAUUCUCGCGCAUAUAUGUUGUCAGUCUACCUUCCCGCAUAGACAGGAGAGAGCGGAUGCAGGAGCUGGCAGAAGCACUGGGCAUCGAUGUGGAGUACUGGAAUGCUACGGAUAAGAAUUCGCCUCUUGUCGCGGAUCUGAUGGAACGAAGACGGCAGCGCAUACAACUAGAUACUUCGACACUCCAAGAUUUGGACAAAGCAAGAAAUUCGACCAGGAAAUCCAACGCAAUCUGGCCUUCGGAUGUGCUCGCCAAUCAGGAUAAUCCACUGGCUUCUCCUCUUGGUCUGAAAUUUGCAGACCUCUGGGAACUUUCUCCGUCGGCCCCGCACUCUUCUGCCCUUAUUGAGCCUCUUCCCCUGUCCCUUGCCCCCGACAAUCGGCCCGCUAUACCCUGCGCUGGACCGGACGACGGCCUGUAUGCGCCUCAGACACCCCAGGAAGUUCAGGAUCUGCCCCCUUGGCGUAUUCUUUCCCCCGGCAUGCUCGCCUGCUGGCAUUCGCACGUCGGUCUCUUAAGGCGAUUCACUGAAUCUCACGACGAUGCCAUCUUGAUUCUAGAGGAUGACGUGGAUGUAGAGUUCGAUAUUGAGACUCGGCUCCACCGCGUAUGGACUUUCCUACCAAAAGAUUGGGAUGCCGUGUACCUGGGCCAUUGUUGGUCCGCGGAACAGACUCAUCCUUCCUUCCCUGAAGCCCCGGCCAUUCGCCCGUCGUACACGCCCAAAUGCACGCACGCGUACGCAGUAUCGCGCCGCGGGGCAUACCGACUCAUACGGCAUCUUCGAGCCCCUGCUUUCGCCUACAGCCGGGCCCUCGAUCAGGCAUAUGUGUAUCUCAUCCAGCGCAAGAGGAUCAAGGCGUUCUCCUUUUACCCAAGCAUUGCCAUCCAAACGAAGGAUUUGUCAUCGGACAUAUUCCCCGGAAAUGGAAGUUCAUGGCGGGAUUUGCUUGCGGACAGCACGAUGGAGCGCAUACAAUUAGUGCAAGAACAUGGCAGCGCCUAGUACGUCAUGUGGCUUUUCACAACACUUUUAUAGUCAUCCGCUUCGAUUAUCCAACGCCAGCGUGACGCCACAAUCCAUCAUUGACACCGA